CUGAACACAGUUAGCCUGAAUGAGAAUAUUUCAUACGCAAGAAACAUGACGGAGAAGCUGAAAGAUUCACGUUUGAAGGAUAAAUUUAUAAAGCAUCUACCUUUCCUGACGCGACCCGUAACUCACAAAGAAGAUUGGUUUUUCGCAUGCUUAUUCGGUGCUCUGCAUGCACUAAUUGUUACUUUAAUUUAUCACCAUGUUCCUGAACCAUAUAUGGAUGAGAUAUUUCAUAUUGGUCAAACCCGAAGAUAUUGUGAAGGGAACUAUACUUGGGAUCCAAUGAUUACAACUCCUCCUGCUUUAUAUGUCUUAGCAGUACCUUUCUGUAAUGGCUAUGAACGAUACGUUAAUUCUCUGCUGUACAUACUAUUGUUUGUGUACGCCAGCAGAUUCCGCCGAAUGUUCUUGAAAGAUAAUGUCUCAAGCACUGUUAUGGCAGUGGUACUUCUUCCCGUUCUUCUUCAUUCUUCAGUUCUGUUUUACACGGAUCUUCUAUCUUUAGUCUUCGUUGUUGCGGGCUUCUCAAUCCAUUCCCGAUUUUUCGCUUCAAUAGCAUUCCUUCUUGCCUGCUUCACAAGACAAACGAAUAUUGUAUGGGCUGGAUUAUAUGCUUUAGUUCGCAUAUAUCACCACUUCGAUUCAAGGAGUCCAGUGCGUUCCUUUUUACGAUCAGUUUUUAAGCUUUGGUCAUUCGUUGUUCUUGCUCUACUUUUUUUGGCUUUUGUAUAUAUCAACAAGGGCAUAGUGUUAGGAGACCCUUCUGCUCAUGAACCAAAGUUACACUUUGCUCAAUUUUUUUAUUUCUUAUUAUUCUGUGCGCUUCAUGCUUGGCCCAAUGUAUUCCGAAAUCUCAGUGGGUUACUGCAGGAAUCCAUGAAACCUUUAGCUCUGUUGUCUUUGGGAGUUAUAGUACCCGUGAUCAAUUACUUCUCAUUCGAUCAUCCUUACUUGUUAGCUGACAAUCGACAUGUUCCAUUUUAUUUAUGGCGUUGGUGGUUGAGUAAUCCUUUGAAAAGGAUCGCCCUUGCUCCCGUCUACAUGAUAUCCUUUGUUUUCCUUCAAAGAUUGUCUUCCCAUAUACCGUUACUGGUUAGAGUUUUAUUUUGCUUGUGUACAUUGGCAGUUGUAGUGCCGGCUCACCUAAUCGAACCUCGAUACUUUAUAAUCCCAUAUACUCUUUGGAGAUUGUCUGCAAGAUCUCUGAAACCGUUAUCAGUCAUCGAAGUUUUAAGUCAACUCUUUGUGUUCGCAAGCUUACUGUACUUGUUCAUUUUCAAACCUUUCGAAUGGUCUCAUACUCCAGGUGUAAAGCAAAGAUUCAUGUGGUAA
Molecule: messenger RNA, 1329 nt
Organism: Auanema sp. JU1783
Lineage: Eukaryota; Metazoa; Nematoda; Chromadorea; Rhabditida; Rhabditidae
Source: the annotation of a GenBank genome assembly